Molecule: messenger RNA, 1423 nt
Organism: Quercus robur (English oak)
Lineage: Eukaryota; Viridiplantae; Streptophyta; Magnoliopsida; Fagales; Fagaceae
Exons: 7
Coding region: 56-1159 (367 amino acids)
Source: RefSeq, a predicted model, not a curated record
ACAAAAACGAAGAUAAGGUAGUCCUUUAUUGAAAUCCCCGGAGAAAGGAGUUGAAAUGGAGAGCUCAGGUUUGGAAGGGAAAGUGCUGGAAAUGUUUGAAGUUGGGCCCUGUGAAAAUGCUUACCAGAUGGGUUUCUUAAUAGGCCAGAGGUUCUCCAAUCUUAUAAGAAGCAGGCUGGCCAGAGACCUCAUUCUUCAAGACCAGCUACUACCUUUUGCCCAAACCCCACAAGCACAGCCACUUCUCAAAGCACUCGCUGAUAAUAACAAAAAGAAGUUUCCAAGUUAUUGGGAUGAACUGAUAGGAACAGCUGAGGGAAGUGGGGUUCCUGUUCUUAAUAUAAUACUAAUCAACUUCAGGAAAGAGAUUGUUCCUUUUCUUCCAAAGAACAAGUUAAUUUCGAAUGCUGAAAGCCCAGAUGACUGUUCUGAUGUUCUCAUCGUUAGUGAUUCCAUGGCCAUGGUGGCACAUAAUGAGGAUGCAAAUGUUGCUCUGGUUGGCCACACCUAUUUGAUAAAGGGAAUGCUGUCAAAGGAACUAUCCUUCAUUGCAUACACGUAUGCAGGAGAGCUCCCAAGCUGUGCAUUUGGAUUCAACAGUCAUGGAUUGGCCUUCACACUAAAUUCAGUACCCCCAAUUGAAGACGAGAUUGUGGCCGGUGGAAUUGGAUGCAACUUCAUCUCUAGGGAUCUCCUUGAAGCUUCAGGCAUUGACGAUGCAGUAACUAGAAUUCAUUCAUCAGAAGCUUCUGUGGGACAUAGUUACAAUCUGAUUGACAUAAGAACACGUAAAAUUCUCAAUGUUGAAACUGCAUCAAUGAACCGGAUUUCAGUUAGAGAGGUUGGAGUAACACCAUUUUUCCGUGCAAACAUGUAUCUCCAUCUUCCUGUCCAGCAGGUACAUGAUGACAACUCUAUAAGCAGGCAAAGAAGAGCACUUGUGCUACCAAAAACAUCAAAAAACGAAUUCUUGUCACUUCUUGGAGAUAUGGCUGAUGCAAAAUACCCGAUCUACAUGACAGGUCCAAUACUUUACACACUAUGUACGGCUGUAAUAGAUCUGGAUGAACAAACAUUCUCUAUUAUUGAAGGGAAUCCAAAGAAAGGAGAAGCUUCUCACGUCUUCGCUAUGUCAUCAAAAGAGUUCAAGAUGCCAUAAUAAAAGCUCUUAGCUGCCUGCUUCAUUUUCCAUAAUUGGAGGAACUCAUUUCUUGAGGCCCUUAAAGUGGUUCAUAGAGGCCUAGCAUGUGGCCAUCAAUACAUCGCAUGGCUGCAACCUGAUCCCAUGCAAAUUAUAAAAGACCUUCAUAUCUUGAAUAAAGAGACUAAAAAUGAAGUUGAAGAUGUCUAUAGAGAUUUAAGGGCAUUACCUUUCCAUGAAUUUCAUAUUUGAUGGGACCAUCUAGUUCAGCUCCCAAUGUCA